CUUGCGCAAUGUGUUUUGCACGGCCCUGGCUCUUGGCAGUGUAUGUUUGGUGUUGUUGUCACAUUAGGAGAGUGAAAGACGUAUUUAUUACCGGGGCCAUAACCGUGAACGUGUCGCAUGAGGUUAGUAAAUGAGCCCCACCCUGCCAUGAGAGCGGACCAUCAGGUCAGCAGCCCCCCCUCCUUCUGCAGUUGAUGGAUCUGCAGCUGGUCCAGAGAUGACAGACAGCGUCAGGGCCUUCCUCCAGAAUGUCGCGACGGGGAUCAAGGACUCCAUAUUGGGGAUCGGAACCAUCUCCAAGCUGGAUGCUCGCAUCCAGCAGAAAAGGGAAGAGCAGCGGAGAAGGAGGGCCAGCGGGGCCCUCGCACAGAGACGGGCACAGAGUGAGGAACGCAAACCGGACAAUGAGCCUAGAGUAGCCAGCAGGAUAUUUCAGUGCUGUGCCUGGAAUGGAGGAGUGUUCUGGCUCAGUCUGUUUCUCUUCUACCGGGUCUUUAUCCCCCUGCUGCAGACCCUCACAGCAAAAAUCAUCGGUGACCCCUCCCUCCACGGCAGCGUGUGGUCCUGGCUAGAAUUCAUUCUGACCUCCGUCUUCAGCGCUCUGUGGGUUCUCCCUCUGUUCGUCCUUAGCAAGAUAGUGAACGCCAUCUGGUUCCAGGAUAUAGCUGACCUGGCGUUUGAGGUGUCUGGCGUCAAAGCCCAGUCGUUCCCCAGUGUCAGUAAGAUCAUCGCCGACAUGCUGUUCAACCUGCUGCUCCAGGCGCUCUUCCUCAUUCAGGGGAUGAUUGUCAGCCUGUUCCCCAUCGAUGCGAUCGGACAGAUGGUUAGUCUCCUCCACAUGUCUCUGCUCUACUCCCUGUACUGCUUCGAGUAUCGCUGGUUCAACCACGGCAUCGAGAUGCACCAACGACUGUCCAACAUCGAGAGGAAUUGGCCAUAUUACUUUGGCUUCGGUUUACCCAUGGCUCUGCUGACCGCCAUGCCCUCCUCAUACAUCAUCAGUGGCUGCUUGUUCUCCAUCCUCUUUCCUCUGUUCAUCAUCAGUGCAAAUGAGGCAAAAACACCAACAAAACUAUAUCACUUCCAGCUGCGGCUCUUCUCUCUGGUCGUGCUGAUCAGCAACAAGCUUUUCCACAAGACCGUCCACCUGCAGUCGUCUCUGACGCCGUCGCCCUCGUCCGAGAAGCUGGCCUCGCCCCACACCUCUCCGAACCGCCACAGACUGCUGCAGCACAGCCAGUAAUGGAUCCAUGCAAAGCACGAACAAUAUCAACCAACGUUUGGCAUCAGUCGGUGUCGAUUCCUCCAGAGGGGUUGACCUCAAAGAAGACGACAUGCAACGCAAAAUGAAGGGUUUAUGUAGAUUAUCCGAUCUUCGGCUGUUGGGUUUAGUUUAAAUCCACGCCAGGCACAUUUUGACUCACACGUCUCUCUUAACACAUUAUAGGAAUAUAUACAGCUGUAACUUUAUUUUGGUUUGGUCUUCUUUCUGCAUAAGUUUUUCUUUCUGUUUUUUUUUUGUAUAAUGUGCCAUUUGAGUGACGCUUUGUAACAAAUACAGCACAAGAGACCAUAUAGUUUUAAUCUUAAGCAAAUAUACCUUAAAUAGACUUUUUCUCUCUUUGCAGGAGCUUUGAGAAGAAACGGCACGUUUAGGUUCCACCUGCAGCGUAUUGCUUAGUGUUGAGUCUUGCACAUGGAUGUUGAUAUCCGACGUAAACAAAUCCUUUAAAGGGAGUCGUCUUCUUUUUUUUGUUGGAUUUUUCUUCCUAUGUUGCAAUCUCAGAUCAAUUCAGGCACUACCAUGUUGCUGUUGAUUACCUUUUAUAAAAAAUAGUAACUCUUGUGUUUUUUUGGCUUCUCUUCCCCCAAAAGACUGCUGCUAUCUGUAGUAUAUGUAGUGACACCAGUGGGUGAAAGGUUAACCCCAUUUCUUAAUGGUUCUGUGUCAUUGGCUGGUCCUAGUGAGACAACACUGCCAAACCACUGCAGUUCUGUUUUCUUUUUCACUUCAGGCACAACCAUGUGAAGUUCUACAAAAAAGAGGCCUUUCUUUAAAAUAAACAAAAAAAACAAGUAGAUGAUCACCCUCACUUAGCUAAACCUAGUCUACCCAGAUUACUGAUGUCGUUAUACCUAAUCUGCGAAGAUUUUUUUAUGGUGUACAUAAUUUCAGCACCUCCUUUCUUCAGACACCCUAGCUCACUCUGUAAUCUUUUCUCUUUCACUUAUGAAAAGCUCAAGGCUGUGGAUAGGGGCAAUGAUUUUGAAAAAGUGUGCAAUUCUGACAGGAGCAUAGUCUUAGUGAUUUUAUUGUUGUUUUUUUUUCUUUUUGUAAAAGUAACAUUUAAUUUCAAUAAAAUUUGGUCAGUAUUCAAUGUUUGAAA
Messenger RNA from Xiphophorus maculatus (southern platyfish), 2387 nucleotides. It is a transcript of the gene ei24, whose product is annotated as EI24, autophagy associated transmembrane protein. The record is from RefSeq and is a predicted model, not a curated record. The transcript is spliced from 11 exons. Lineage: Eukaryota; Metazoa; Chordata; Actinopteri; Cyprinodontiformes; Poeciliidae. Bases 218 to 1243 code for a protein of 341 amino acids. Gene Ontology annotation, cellular component: endoplasmic reticulum. Gene Ontology annotation, biological process: macroautophagy.